UAUAAAGGAGCGGCUGAGGGGCCUCACCAGCAGAUACCACAGACGUCCGGCCAACAUGACUGCCUCUUUACCCACCUACCAACUCCUCUGCCUCAUCCCCGUCUUGGUCGUCCUUCUCCUUGCCUUUGGAAAAUUUUUGUCCCGCCGGCACGGCAGUUCCCCGGUGGAAGGUCACGGCUUUGGCGUGCUGAUAACCGGCUGCGAUAGCGGCUUUGGAUACGAACUGGCUCAACGCUUGGACCACAAGGGUUUUGUGGUCUUUGCCGGCUGUUUGUUUCCACAGGGGUUGGGUGCCCAGAACCUGGCCAGAGAGAGCUCGGGUAAUCUGAAAAUCCUCAAACUGGAUGUCACCAAUGAUGAGGAUGUGGAGCAGGCAAAGAGGAUCGUGAAGGAGAACCUGCCGGAGAAAGGCUUGUGGGCGGUGGUGAAUAACGCCGGCAUCUCGGACUGGGCUGAGAUCGAGUGGAGCACAAUUGAAGACUUCCGCCACAUGGUGGAUAUCAACCUCUUUGGCGCCAUCAGGAUGACCGUGGCCUUCCUGCCUUUGGUGCGUGCAUCAAAAGGUCGGAUGAUCUUUGUGUCGAGCAUCUUCUCGUUCUUUAACUGCCUGAACAUGGGGAGCUACAGCGUAUCCAAACGGGGACUGGAAGCCUUUGCUGACUGCUUGCGGGUGGAAAUGGCCAGCUUUGGAGUGAAGGUUAGCAUCAUUCAACCGGGUAACUUCGGCCAAGCUACCAACAUUGUGAAGAUGAAGACCCAAAACGAUAUUUGGAACAAGUUGGAUGAUGAGCGCAAGCAAAUCUUCAACCGCGACUACAUUGAGCUGGCCAUCAAUUACUUUAUAUCCACAUGCAAGAUGGGCUUCACCAGCCCAGACAAGGUCGUCGCCGCCAUGUUGGACGCCCUGACGGCCCCCCGCCCAAAACCUCGAUACAUGAUCGUCUCAGCCAUGGAUCGGGUCUUCUUCCAACUCCUUCCUUUUCUCCCGAGUGCUCUCACUGACUCUGUGUUUUCUCUCAGCUCCAUGUAUACGAAAAGAAAAGAAAUGCUGUAUGUGAAGUAGGGAAAGACUUUUUUUUUCCUUCAUUUUUUUAUUUAAUGGGAUGAAAAUGACAAAAUCUAACUGACUGAUGAGUCUUAACUCUAAAGAACAAUGGCCAUGAAGGGUCUAUAUUUCAUUUCUAUUAGUCUGUCACAGUUUUGAGCGAAGGCUCGACUGUAUUAGCUUUGGUUCUCUUGAACAAACUGCUCGGGGCAUUCUUGAGAAUCGUGCUUGUUUGUAUGCUAGCUUAUGUAUUCUAUAAAAAAAAUACAUUGGGAUUUUUUUCUUGGGUCUAGGGGGUCACUAAUAAAUUGCUCUUGUACUAUGGGCCAGGAUUUUGUGUGUGAAAAUUGUAAAGCUCUUUGUUCAGUAGAUUUAUUACAAGAAGGUGUUGUCCUGAAAU
Molecule: messenger RNA, 1445 nt
Organism: Syngnathus acus (greater pipefish)
Lineage: Eukaryota; Metazoa; Chordata; Actinopteri; Syngnathiformes; Syngnathidae
Exons: 4
Coding region: 56-1063 (335 amino acids)
Molecular function (GO): oxidoreductase activity
Source: RefSeq, a predicted model, not a curated record